Daphnia carinata is the source of this 4229-nucleotide messenger RNA. RefSeq lists its product as uncharacterized. The record is from RefSeq and is a predicted model, not a curated record. Bases 708 to 3809 code for a protein of 1033 amino acids. Lineage: Eukaryota; Metazoa; Arthropoda; Branchiopoda; Diplostraca; Daphniidae. Gene Ontology annotation, molecular function: actin binding; protein tyrosine/serine/threonine phosphatase activity. Gene Ontology annotation, biological process: actin cytoskeleton organization; protein dephosphorylation; negative regulation of actin filament polymerization. Gene Ontology annotation, cellular component: cytoplasm. The transcript has 4 exons.
AUGCUCGAUUAUACUAUAGUGGUAAUGAGUUUAGUAUUUUUUUUUUCUCAGUUGCCAUACAGAAGCUUUCACUUGAUGCGGCCUACCCACCGUUUUCUCCUUCCGCAAAGAUUGUUACACGUACCCACAACUCCACCAGUUUUCUCCGCAUCUGUUGCGCCACUCUGAUUUUUCAUAUCUUAUUUUUAUUUUUUGUUAGCAAGGCAGUCGUAUGUUGCCGUAGUCACUCCAAAGUCAAAGUUGCUAAUAGUAGUUGUGCUUUCCUACAUAAGUUAAUUCUAAUAGAAGACAUUAUCUUUUCGUGUCGGAUCGUCGAUUGAUUAGACGAUCCGACGCUAGGUUUGCUGCUGUCUGUGUGUAUGUGUUUCUUCUGCCACCCCAAAAGGACUGCCCAUAAAAGGAGACAAACAAAAGGUAGCAAAAGAAGUGACCAAGGGGAAAAAAACUUGUGUAAUCUUUUGAAAGCUUGGUCACAUCUAGUUGAAUUGUUUGACUGAAAGGGGUUGCAAAUCAGUAGUGAGGGGCGUAGAUUUAAAAAAUAAUAAUUCAAUCUAUCAAACUGUCAGUCGUACGUUGUGUGUCUAACACAGCAGUCUAAACAUACAACACCACACACUGCCUACAGACUACGUGCUGCCAAGGGAUGUGCUAUUGAACAAAAAGGAUUCUCCAUGAGAGCAUGUGUAUGCUAGCUGAGAGCGAUCUAGAUGGUGGUGAUGGCUGCAUACCCCCAGAAUACUCUCCAUGUUAACAAUGAAGAUGAAGCCUCUCCAGGAGGCACAUGCAAGAAAACUGACCUUCAACAACACCUUCAGUUUAUGUUUGCUCUUCUUCCACAAGACCAUGUCUUGAAAGAAGUUGUUCGUCUGGAGUCAACCCACCAGGGAAGGGUUCGUUAUCUGGCAGUUGUUGCCUAUGCAGGAAGCCAACCUGAUGAUGAAGAAGCAUGUGUACUUGGUUUCGACUGGAUUGGAGAGAAGACAACACUGGGUUUGGUACUUUGCAUCUAUGCAGAUGCGGGACUCACACUAGAUGGCGAUGGCGGUUUCAGUUUGUGUUCCGGUGGUAGUCAGCAUGUUUUCAAGCCGGUCAGCGUUCACGUCCUCUGGGCCGUCAUUCAAAGUCUACACAAAGCCUGUGACCGGGCCCAAAAGUACAACCACUACCCCGGAGGAGGAACCCACAGAUGGGUAGAGUCCUACCGCAUAACUUCGGAUCGAUCGUGCCUCAACGAAUGGAAUUACCUGCCAGAUGUUGAGUCGAGACGCCCAGCAUCACCACAGGAUCAGAAAGCGGACCGCGAACGACUGAUACGCUCUACGCUCAAAGAAGUGAUGAUGACAUUAGAUUUGGACGAUGUUACGUCAGUAGACAUUCGUCGACGCGUCGAAGAAGAAUUGAAGAUGGAUCUGACAGAUCAAAAGUCUUUCCUGGAUCAAGAGAUGCUUACCAUUCUGGGGCAAAUGGACGGAGCCAGUCGUAUAUUUGACGACCUUUUUCUUGGUUCAGAAUGGAAUGCUUCGAAUUUGGAAGAACUCGAGAGAAACGGGAUCGGGCACAUACUCAACGUGACCCGGGAAAUUGAUAACUUUUUCCCGGAUCAAUUUGAUUACCUCAAUAUCCGUGUUUAUGACGACGAAGCCACCGAGCUGCUCAAACAUUGGGAUCGGACUUACAAAUACAUCAGACGAGCUCUUGAAGAUGGUUCCAAGGUGCUUGUACACUGCAAAAUGGGCGUCAGUCGUUCCGCUUCCGUAGUCAUAGCCUACGCAAUGAAACAGUGGAAUUGGGAUUUGCCUCAAGCACUGAAACACGUCAAGGACAGGCGAGCAUGCGUCAAACCCAACACUAGUUUCAUGCAACAACUUGAAACUUAUGCUGGAAUCCUUGACGCUUCUCGACAACGCCACAAUAAACUUUGGCGAUCAAAAUCAGAAACUAACCUGGCAGCAAAAGUGAGUCCAGCAUACUCUGCUCGGCGACAGCGACCUACGCAGGAUAAGGAACAUAAACAACAACAAUCGGGCAAUGUCGUAGGGUCGAGUGUACCUAAUUCACCUGUCAGACAACAACAACAACAAAUCAGCAUGACAACAGAAUUGCAGGUCGAUUCUGUUGAUCAGCAGCAAGAAAAACCUACUGAAAAGGAUUCGCCUAUGGAUACACUGGACUUGUUGGAAGGAGAUCUUGGACGACCCAAGUCUUGGUCACCUGACGACAGCCUGGCCGAGUCUUAUUUCCCGUCUCAGCCGGAAGCUCCAGAAACUGAGCUUCAAGAAUCGGCGGCCAACCCGACCGUUUGCGUCAGUCUUCGAGUUCCUUGCUCUAACGGCCGGACGUACAGUGUGUCGCAGAAUCGUGCGGUUAAACUUGAGUCGAGUCCACCGCCACCACCUCCGCCGCCCCCGGCAAAUUUCUUCUUUGAACCAUCGGAAUUGAGCUUAAACUUUGAUUCAGUUGAGUCGAUGAACGGGGUAAUGCUAGAUGUUCCAGGCGAAUCCAGUACUGAUCCCGAUGUGCCACCAACUGAACCUCAUUUUGCCAGUCUUCCUCGGGUCGGCAGUGUCAAGGAUCGAAUAUACGAAUUAGAAGCUGCUGCAUCCGUACUUCCUGGAAGCCCUGUACUAAGCAGUCGGCCAACGGGGCUCGUUUUGAAUUUGAAAAAUCCUUGGCAUUUUGGAAGCAGCAAUAUCAGUCCGCUGACUGAUCCGAUUGUAGUUGAAGCUUUAUCGAUACUGCCAGGUAUCCAAUCGAAACCAGUGCCGACUACCAGUGCUACCAAUGGCCGCAAACGACCUGAACAGGAAGUCAAAAUUUUUGAUGUGUUUUCUGAUCGUGUGGAUCGCGCUUUUGAACGUGAAGAACGACGCCAAUCGGAUGGAUCUAUCCCGCGUGAAUCACCGAUGCGACAACGGUCAUGGGGUGCAACCGAGACUCGAUCUCGAGUUGUCCCUUUAACGAAUCCUCGUCCUGAUUCCCCAACAGGAAUGUCCAGUUACUCCAGCGACCCAUCACUUCCAACCAUCCCGUCCGAAGAACAACAAGAUUCCUUGCUUUUAAACGAAUGCAGUCGAGGUCUAGUUCGGAUGCAACGAGAGGCAUUGGAAAAAGCCAACAAUGGACCUUCGUAUCAACCGCAGCAACGAAGAAGCCUUCCGGAUGAAUCAGUUUCCAGUACCUUGCUAUUCAGCCGGAGCACCUCGGAUACAUCAUCGACUGAGGGAAUUAGCGUUAUGCGGCUGCGUAAAGCUCUGGAAGCCAAAGCCACAUGCCCACUUACCGGAUCGUUUGCUCCUACUCCAACAGUCCUGGUUGCACUGGCUGCGGCGGCUUCAUCGCAAAGCACCCAAACAAGUCCCACUCGGCAAAGGUUACCUGUCGCAAGGGAAAGACUACGCAAACGUAGUCUCAGCCUGGAACGGAUGACCUAUCCUUCUGCUCAAGGUCCUCAGGAUGCGAACAAUGCAGCCCAAGAAGUCCCUGAAGAGGUAGAUUUGAAUGUCAAACUUCUUGUCGGUCGCUUUGAAACACCUCACCGACCAGUUAAGAAGAUGGAACGGCCUCGUGGCUGGUCCGAAAGCAGUUUGAACACUCCCAGUCAUCCUCGGCCAAACAUCGUUCCACAACGCCGUUCUCUAGCCGCUAAGCCUCCAGUUCCAAAUGAUCCUUUCAUCCCCAUGGCUCAAUUACCACGCCCUGCCGUCAAAGAGCGGAAACUCUACCAAGGUAAGACGCACCCGCUUGAUCGACUGACAGCUGGGGCCCGCCAACAGAAGCUCGUCGCACAACCCGUCUUCGGUACCAUGUGACCCGGUUUGCGCCAUUCUAUCUUUUUUUUUCUAUCUUGUCUUCAUUCGUGCCCCUUCCCGUUCCCCCUCCCCCCCUUUUUUUUUAAAUUUUUAACCUUAUUAUUUAAAAAUUUACGUAAAACAAAAAAGAAUUCGUUUCAAAACAGCUGGCAAGUCCAGGUGAUGUGAUAUGAUCCCUCUAUCUUUUUUCCCCUUUUCUUGCUAGUCAACUCUGCCUCCAUUUCUAUCCUUCUUAACUCGCCUCCUUUUCGCUCUUCAGUUAUUUUUUUUUUGUCCAAUAUCACUGAGAUUAAUUUGCUAUUUUUCACCUAUCGCCCUGUCGUCGUAAAUGUUGUUGUACGCAUUAUUAUAUAUACUGAAGGGUACGUCUGUUGUAAAAUAACGAAUAAAUCAUACAAUACAUUUCAACCAUUUUUUUUU